AUGGAUUUGUUAUCAGCAUCUGCGGCAUUCACAAAGUUUGAACGCCAUUGCUUAGAAGAACUUCUGCAAGGUGUAGAACACGACGAUGCACAAGCUUUGGUGCUGGAACAAUGGGAGUCGAUGGAUGAAGAGGCCAAAUCCAAAUGGGUAGAGAAUGAAGCGCCAGUUGAAGCACCACACUCUGUGGAUGCCUUUGAACCUCUUCAUUUGGGGAACGAGACCAGUGAGGUCACUGUGAUCGACGAGGUGCUCGAAGAUGCUGCACUGGCGCCCGCGGAGCCCGUUAGCGCCCGCGGCCCGGCGCCCCGCCGGCGCAAGCGCUCGGCCGUCGCCCCGGCGCCGCGGAAGGCGCCGCGCGCGUCCGAGGCGGCCGUGGAGGUCGCAGCGGCAGCGGGGGAAGGGAUCCGCUGGUUAAAGCCUGGUGAAGCAAGUCUCGAAGAGUCCAGUGAUGAGGACUCAGAGGACCACGAUGAAGAGGACCAGGCCGACCAAGAAUCGAAGCAGCUUGCUUUCAACAGAUCUGCAGUGGUGAGACAAGGUGGCAAACAUCCGGACUGGCUCACCGAGCCUGCAGCUGUGGCGGAAAUUUCACUUCCGCCGUUGUCUCCAGAUGAAGUUGUAUAUCUGCCUGCUGAGGUGGCUGAAAAGCGCUUGCUCAGCAGUCCUCAGUUGGAAAGCGUGGCUUAUGCUGCGCGAAGAUUCCGUGCUCAUCUGCCAUCCGGAGUGCGAGCUGGCUAUUACCUUGGAGACGGUACUGGGUGUGGAAAGGGUCGCGUCAUUGCAGCUUUGGUUUGGCAUUUGUGGAACAGUGGAGCCAAACGGCAUGUCUGGCUCAGUGCCAGCAGCGACCUCCUAGAGGAUGCCACGAGAGACUUUUGUGACCUGGGAGCCGACUUGCCCCUCUGCACCUUGUCAUCGCUACCAUAUGGUUCCAUCAGCACUGGCCCAGGCCUGGAUGAAGAAGGGAAUGGCAUCAUCUUUGCCAGUUACCACUUGCUGGUCGCCAGCAAGGCUUCAGCAUCUGGAGUCCCAACGUCUGAGAAUUCGCGCUUAGUACAGCUCAUUGAUUGGUUGAGAAGAGGGAAAGGGGGUGCCUGUGGCCUCAUUGCCUUGGACGAAGCUCACCGGACGAAGAACGUGAUGAAUUCAAAAACAAGUCAAGGCUCUAAAUCCGGGCUGUGUGCCCUGGAGUUGCAACGAGCCUGCCCCCUGGCUGCAGUGCUUUAUGCCAGCGCGACCGGCGCGACUGAACUGAGACACUUGGGUUACUUAGAACGUUUAGGACUUUGGGGGCGAGGACGGCCCCAUGGAAGCUUUGAAGAGCUUCGAGAUGCGGUGGAAGGUGGAGGAUUCGCUGCGAUGGAGCUUUUGGCCAUGACGAUGCGUGCAGAGGGGAUGCUGUCCUGCCGCUCCUUAUCCUUCAAGGGCGCCUCCUUCCGACUAGUUCCGGUGAGCUUGGAAAGCCUCUGCAACACUUACUCCAAAGCUUGUGACUUCUGGCAGGAGAGCUUGAAGCUGAUUUUGAGGUUGCUGAAGGCCAAAACACGGGAGGUGAAGCAGAAAAGACUCAAGCACUCCACUGAGCUCAAGGAAAACCCUCUACAUCUGAGAUAUUUCUGGGGCGCCCAGCAGCAGUUCUUCCGCCAGUUGCUCAUUUGCACAAAAGUUGAGACUGCCGUCUCCUUGGCCACCUCCGCGCAACUCAGGGGCGAGUCGGUGGUCUUCGCCAUGUGGUCCACCGGUGAGGCGAUCACCGAGGCCGUGGCGAACCGCGAGGGCGACCGUGCGGCGGCCGCCGCCGGCUUCGCCUCCGCGCCCAAGGAGGUCGCCUUGCGGAUGCUGAAAGAGUUGAGGAUGGGAGCGAGAGAAAUUGAUCGGGCUGAACAGACCUUGGAGAAGUGGGUGGCUGAGCUCACUGGCCGCACACGGCGGCUGGUCUACAACGAGCUCACGGGCGAGACACGCUUCGAGGAACGCGGUGAGGGUGCCAAUCUCCAGGAGUUGCGAGCAUUCCAGACCGGGCAAAAGCACGUGGCCAUCGUCACCGAGGCGGCCAGUGCCGGAAUCAGCCUCCAUUGCGACAGGCGCUUGCCUGAAGAUGCACAGAGGCCGCGGUACAUGAUCUCAAUAGAGAUGCCAUGGGAGGCCGACAAGGCCUUGCAGCAGCUCGGCCGCGUCCACCGCAGCAACCAGCGGGUGACCGAAGAGCGGGUACCCCCGCGCUUUGCCUUCGUGGUGACGGAUUUGGGUGGAGAGGUGAAGGAUGGCGCAUAUGCAGAGUUUGUUGAGUCCUGGAUCACCCGCAAGCGCCACAAUCAACUGAUGUGGUUGCCAUCUUCAAGUUCGACAUUGGGUCCAUUGAGUCCAUUGGGUGGUUUGGUUUCCUUGAUGAUUGUAGUUGGGGACUCUUAUGCAGAUGAUAUAGACAUGGGCUUCCAAUGUUGGCCCACGCAAUUGAGCAAGGCUUUGCAUGCUCCAGUGCUGAAUGUCGCCCGUGGCGGAUCUGAGUCUAGUCACAUUCACUCGCAGCUCGAACGGGCGCACCUGUGGACGAAAGAGCAGCAGCUACAGGUCAAUCUGAGCGAGGUUCUUCUUGUUCUCCACACCGGUGGCAAUGAUGCGCUACAUUCUUUGCUGAAGCCCUGGAUGUUUGUAUCGCUCAUCAGUGACUUGUAUUCCCUUCGGUCUGAGGCAGUCGAAAAGAAAUCGGUGGAGCUCAGCUUUCCCAAGAAGUUGUCAAUCGUGAUCUUAAGAGAGGUAGAUGAGUUUUUGGAGAGGGCAGCGGCUUUGGGCCAUCGGAAGGUGGUGAUCAGCACCCUCCCCAUUGUGUCGUCUCUUCCUUUGGCGCGGCUGCUAGUUCAUGUGUUGGUUCCAGGAGCUGAUCCCGGCUUUGUGACAGAGACCCUGGAAGCGGUGGGUGGCAGCAUCAAUCGGCAUCUCCAGGAGCAAUGUGUGGUUUUAGCCCAGAAGCACGGAGUAGAAGCCUGGAUUUUUCAAGAGGGUGACUCCUUGGAUAGCUUGGCAAAAGGAGCAGAGGCUGCGACACAUGGAGUCUUUUCGGCCGUGAAAUUGGCAUUGAAGCGCAUUCGUCGAAUCAUUUGGGCCCUCGCGUCGCAAGAGAGCCUUGACGGCCAUGAGUUUUGGCAUGAUGGUCAUCAUCCUGCUGCUCGGGCCCACGAACAGCUGGCAGCUGAAGUUCUAGAACUCUUGACGACGGUUCGCUUUGUCUCCACCGUGGCGCGACGCUUGCGGAUCCUGGGAGCCAUGAUGAGGGGCGACCGCAAUUCAGCACAUGGGGCCGUACAAAGCUUGGCGACCUUCGACAUCCAAAACCGCUAUGGACGGCAGGCAUUGGCACGCCUCUUUGAGCUACUUCGCAGUGGGCAGGAACCAGAGGUGGCCUUCUCUUUUCUUCAAUUCAGCGACCGAAAGAGCAAGGGCAGCAGCUGGCGAAGCUGGGCCGACUUCAAGAAGAUCGCCCUGAAGGCCUUGGACUUGAUCGGCUUGCGACCGGACACCGAAGACAAAUACGAGGAGUCUUUGGCGGAAUCGAAGAACUUGAACGUUUUCCUCAACAGGUUGCUGAUGCUGGAGCCUAGCAUUCAAAACGCCUUGUUUGAUGCCGUGGCGGAGUUGUACAUGCACUUGGUUGACCUGGACCGGGCCUCUGGGGCGUACGAUGGCGGCCCAGAAAUCCUGGAUCGGAGGCGAGGUACCAAAGCAGAAGUUCGUCUUGUUCAUCGGGAGGUCCUCUUCAAGGAUCCAGUUACAGGAGCCGAAACGGCCUAUGCCCGGCUCCAACUGGAUCGCGGCAUGAGCUGGGAGAAAGCCAACGAGGUGCUGGAGAGCCGUCAGCGCGGCCGAGCAGGCUUCUAUUGGUGCCCACGCGCUCCCAGUCCAUUGGUCCUUGCUGUUCCUCGGCCUCGCUUGCAUGGGCUUCGUGCUGGUGCAGCCUCUGAUGAUGAUGAGAGUGAUGCGGAUUUAGAUCUUCAUUGGCCCCAGGGGCCACCCGCAGAACAUGGCUGGGAGCAACACGUCUCUUCCGCCAAGCUGAGGAAAGGCGACUUUUUCCACAAAGCUGGUGCAGAUGAGCUCCCCAACGUGUCGACCAUCUGGAAGCGUUUACAUGGGUCUUCUGCAGAUCUGGCUGGAAGAUGGGAAGAUGAGCAUGUCUUGACCGGCUCCAUUUUAAGCACUUGGGCUGUUCUCGGCACAGCCAUCAGCGGAGCCAGCACUUAUUCAAGACUCAAAGUGCAAAGGAUCCCUUUAGUCAGGGCCAAGCUUCCUGAUGGUGGAGCGAUCGUUGGAGUCCGUGUCCGUCAUGAGAGGUUGCAAGAGGAAGCGGAUCAGCUGGGCGUGCGGAAGCUGAGUGCUGAGUUGGAGGCCUUCCUGAGGACUCAGCCCAACCAGAGCGCCGCCUGGAGGAACUGGGCGGGUGCGCAUCAGGUCUUAAUGGCCAAUGGGCUGAUACCUGAGGGUGCAGUGGGUAUGCAACAGGCACGGGAAGCCUUUGAGGAUCUGGAGAGGAAUGGGAAAGUAGACAUUCAACCAGAUAGUGUGCAGCUGCGAGAGAAGCCCAAAGGCAGCGGCUGGUAUAUCCCCCCCACCCAAGAAGCCUAA
Molecule: messenger RNA, 4620 nt
Organism: Durusdinium trenchii
Lineage: Eukaryota; Dinophyceae; Suessiales; Symbiodiniaceae
Source: the annotation of a GenBank genome assembly